Molecule: messenger RNA, 1284 nt
Organism: Cucumis melo (muskmelon)
Lineage: Eukaryota; Viridiplantae; Streptophyta; Magnoliopsida; Cucurbitales; Cucurbitaceae
Product: tetraspanin-6-like
Exons: 3
Coding region: 209-1015 (268 amino acids)
Biological process (GO): auxin-activated signaling pathway
Cellular component (GO): plasma membrane; plasmodesma
Source: RefSeq, a predicted model, not a curated record
UAAUAGGUGUUGAGAAGAGAUUCACAGAGUAUUUUCCAUAUAAUAGAAGUGUGUGUAAAUUUCAAGGCAAAGUUAAAAAGUUGGGAGGAGAGGAGAGGAGGAAAAGGAAAAGCCAAAAAUUUUGCCACCAUCUUAAAGAAAAAAAAACCAAAAAACUUCACACAAAACCCAAACUCAAAACCAAAAGAUUAUUACAAAGAGAGAGAAAAUGAACAAAUUGAGCAACUCAUUGAUUGGGUUACUAAAUUUGUUAACUUUGUUAGGGUCAAUCCCAAUCAUAGGCGGAGCCUUAUGGAUGGCUCGGAACAGCACCACCUGCGAGGCCUUUCUCCAAAGGCCAUUGCUUGUGGUUGGCUUUUUGGUGCUUUUGAUUUCACUGGCUGGCUUCGUCGGGGCUUGCUUCGACGUUGCUUGGGCACUAUGGCUCUAUUUGUUCGUCAUGUUGCUCCUCAUUGCUACCCUUUUGGGCCUCACCAUCUUUGGCAUUGUCGUGGCUAGUGGCGGUGGCGGCGAGCAUCGGGUUGGAGAUUAUUCGGCGUGGUUAAGGAAUAGAGUUAAUAAUCCUCAGUAUUGGAUUACUAUUAGAAGCUGCAUUUUGGGGUCUAAUACAUGCAAUCAGGCUUCUAAUUCAUUGUCUCCUCUUAAUUAUUUGCAAAGAGAUAUCACUCCCAUUCAGUCGGGGUGCUGCAAGCCACCGAGUACAUGCAGCGAGAACGUGCAAGACCCUGAUUGCUACCGAUGGAACGGGGCACCCAACAUACUGUGCUACGACUGCGAUUCGUGCAAAGUAGCCGUGCUUGAGACUGCAAGAAGAGACUGGCACAAGCUCUCUAUUCUGAAUGUUGUCAUGCUCAUUUUUCUCAUUGUCAUUUACUCAAUUGGUUGUUGUGCAUUCCGAAACACCAAACGAGCUCAAGCUGAUUAUGCCUAUGGCGAGAAUCGAAUGACGAAAAUUCAACCGCGAUGGGACUACAAGAUGUGGAGAUGGUUGGAGGACAGGAAGGAGUUUUACUAAUACUAUAAGAAGGAACCCCAUCUUCCUUCUAUUUCAUCAAUCUUUGCUCUUUUCUUUUCUUUGGUAUCUUAAAGUUAAGAAAAUUAAGUUUUUUUUUUUUUUUUUCGAUUUUAGUGAAAGGGAAUAGGGAUUUUCUGGGCUUUCUUUUUAUGCAGUAAGCUUAGGCUAACUUUGAAGCCUUUUAACUUUUUAUCCUAAUGUUCGAUUGCUUUCUUUUUUUUGACCUUCUCAAUCUGACUUUGAUAAUGACUCAACUUUAUUUGAUAUUA